Molecule: messenger RNA, 2641 nt
Organism: Chinchilla lanigera (long-tailed chinchilla)
Lineage: Eukaryota; Metazoa; Chordata; Mammalia; Rodentia; Chinchillidae
Gene: Elovl4
Product: ELOVL fatty acid elongase 4
Exons: 5
Coding region: 23-841 (272 amino acids)
Biological process (GO): fatty acid elongation, polyunsaturated fatty acid; sphingolipid biosynthetic process; very long-chain fatty acid biosynthetic process
Cellular component (GO): endoplasmic reticulum membrane
Molecular function (GO): fatty acid elongase activity
Source: RefSeq, a predicted model, not a curated record
GCGCGUGGAGAACUGGCCUCUCAUGCAGUCGCCGUGGCCAACCCUCAGCAUAAGCACCCUUUACCUCCUAUUUGUGUGGCUGGGCCCCAAGUGGAUGAAGGACCGGGAGCCGUUUCAAAUGCGCUUUGUGCUUAUCGUCUAUAAUUUUGGGAUGGUUUUACUUAACCUUUUUAUCUUCAGAGAGUUAUUCAUGGGAUCAUAUAAUGCAGGAUAUAGCUAUAUUUGCCAGACUGUGGAUUAUUCUAAUAAUGUUAAUGAGGUCAGGAUAGCUGCUGCUUUGUGGUGGUACUUUGUAUCUAAAGGAGUGGAGUAUUUGGAUACAGUGUUUUUUAUCCUGAGGAAGAAAAACAACCAAGUUUCUUUCUUGCAUGUGUAUCAUCACUGCACCAUGUUCACACUGUGGUGGAUUGGAAUUAAGUGGGUUGCGGGAGGACAAGCAUUUUUUGGAGCCCAGAUGAAUUCUUUUAUCCAUGUGAUCAUGUAUUCAUACUACGGACUAACUGCAUUUGGCCCAUGGAUUCAGAAGUAUCUCUGGUGGAAACGGUACCUGACCAUGCUGCAGCUGGUUCAGUUCCAUGUGACCAUUGGGCACACAGCACUAUCUCUCUACACGGAUUGUCCUUUCCCCAAAUGGAUGCACUGGGCCCUGAUUGCCUAUGCAAUCAGCUUCAUCUUCCUCUUCCUCAACUUCUAUACACGGACAUACAAUGAGCCUGAGAAAACAAAAACUGGAAAAGCAGCCAUGAAUGGUAUUUCAGCAAAUGGUGUGAACAAGUCAGAAAAACAGCUAGUGGUAGAAAAUGGAAAAAACUACAAAAAUGGAAAACCAAAAGGAGAGUAAAUUGAACUGGGCCUCAACUGUUGGUAACAGUAAGGAAACUCCUAUGUCAUAUAAAAUUUCAGGGAAAACAGAAGAAGGAAAGGAGGGUUUGGGGUGGGGAGAAAGGCAAAUGUGCUUCAUGUACUGGUAACCUUUAGACUGAGUCAAGUGUUAACUACAAUACCCAGAUGUUUUAUUUAUGAAGUUUUUAUUUUAAACCGUUUUUUAAAAUUAACCUUGAUGUUGUCCAGACCAAAGCCAUCAUCAUGUGACUUUGGAGACUCCUUCUAUUCAUGUCCACUUGCUGAUUAAGCAGAAGUUUUUAUGUAUCUUAUGUGCACCCGUCCUUCAGUCAGAAUUUUAGGUGAUCACACAUACACGAUCUUCAUGAAUUUUUUGACUAGAUUACCAAUUACUUUAGCUGAUUAAAAUCAGUUACCUUACAUUUUCUUGUCCAAAGCUGUAAACGGGGUACAUUAAACUUUGCACAUUUGAAUUCAUUUGUUGACUGAAUGGUCAAAUCUCUCCACCUCUAGUCAGAAUAUAUACUUUUGGUUGUAAUUAAAUUAAAAAAUCUGCUCAUCUCUGUAGAAUCUUAGAGGCUUGAUGAUGAUGGUGUUGGUGAAAAUAGGGAAGAAUUACAGUACAAUUCUGUGUAUGACCCAAGGUCACUGAGACUCACGGCACAAAUCCCUGGGGGAGACAAUUUUUGUGAUAAAAAGACAGCCUUUGAAUGCUCCUAUUUGUAGCAGAAAUGCAUUACGAAAGUUAAGAUGAUUGUCUGAUUGAAACAUGAAACAGCUCAUGUCUUCGUUAGUAACAUCAUCAGAUAGUUACAUCUGUGUGCUGUUGGAAGAAAGUAUGUUGAUUUUUAUCAGGCUUUCCUUGUUUUGAUUUGUGGCUGUUACUGGUUUUUUCAUAUGUGGAAAUAUACCUACCUCUUCUGCUGGAAAGAACAUUUAAAAUGAAAUAAAUUUGAUUAAAAAAUCAAGGAAUCCGCUAAUGUAAAUUUUAAUUUUCACUUGUGAGUCCACUAAUAUUUUUUGGCUUUUUUACAGAUAGCGUACACCAAACAUUUCUGUGAAACUAUCCCUCUCUUUCAACAUGUUUAAUUUGGGGAGUGAUAUUUCCCUUGUAACUAAGUUGCAGAUUUGUAUUUAUUACCUAGGUAUGAAGUAUAAGCCCAUUUUGGUACAAUGUGCUUGACUCCUUGGUGCUAAGGAUUGUUAAGUUCAGUGCUUGAUGCUACAAGGUGUUAAUUGUUAAACACAAAGUGAAUAAAAGCAUUUUAUUCAGAACAGUCAAGUCAGAACAAUCAAGUUAAAUUUGCUAUUUACAAACGUAUUUUGUGUAAAAAAAAUGAACAACUGGAAAUAAACAGGGAAGGAGAACAUGUACCAUGUUUUAUUACAUAGAUUAAUUUCUUAGAGAGAUGUGACAGAGGAAUCAUUAUAGAAAGAGAAAAUGUGACAAAAAUAGCAUGACUAUUUCCAAGUAAAUUCGCACUUUGUCAAAACUGCAUGUGUACGAUGUGUGCUGUUUGUACAAUCUAUUUCAGAAUAUUUUGUAAACUAUGAAAUAUUUAUUGUGCAUUAAAAUUGCAUAUUUUCCCUGAAAGGCAUGCCGUCAUGAGAAUUACAGAAAAUCUGCAGCACAUGCAAUAGUUUGAGCUGAGAGGUUCUACACUCUUGUUUUUGCUCCUCAGUGUGUAAUGACUAGAGAUUUGUAAAUCUUUGUGAACAUUCUGUACUGGUUCCCAAGAGCUAUUCAUUCCCUGUUACCUGAUUUCAGCACAAUAAAUAUACUACUGCUGUGAGAAAA